AAUAAAAUAAAAGAAACACUUGUUCUUCUUUCUUCUUCUUUGUUUUCACCAAGCUCUGUUCUACAGAGAGAUCCAAUUCCAUCUCUCUCUUACACACACACAUCACUGUGCAUCUCUCUCUCUCUCUCUGCAAACUUCAAACACACAACACCACACCAGAUCUCAUCAACUAUAUGAUCACCAUCAACAACUCUAGUUCCUUUCCAUUCAUUUUUCACCUCUAAAUCUCACUCUAAUCAAUUCACUUUCACACUUUCCACAUUUCAGAAUCCUAAUUCACACAAAUCACAAUGCACUGAAAUCUCUCUCUCUCUCUCUCUCUCUCUCAUCACAACAAAGCGCCAUGGUCUUUGGCAAAACCUCCGGCGGCAAAAGCACCCUCCGUAUCUCAUCUUCCCUCCAAGAUCUCACCUCCUACCGCCACCUCAAUCCACAAGAUCCAAUCUCCACCGUCCAUCCAAUCACCCAACACCAACAACAACAACAACUUCUCCCAAAUUCAACUUUCUCCAAAACCAAACCACCUCAAACUCAAAGCCCAGCCCGCAAAAAAUGGUCCCGGCCCAUUACCCUCAUCUUCUGCCUCCUCUUCCUCAUCCUCAUCAUCUACACAAUUUACUCUCACCACCAAUCUUCAUCUAAUAAAUACUACGUCGUUUUGGAUUCUGGUAGCACCGGUACACGUGUCUAUGUUUACAAAGCUGAAAUUCAAACUCAAAAAAACGAACACACUUCACUUCCGAUUUCGGUUACUUCAUUGCGAAACGGGUUAAAGAAAAAAUCCGGUUCGCAGAGUGGUCGUGCUUAUGAUCGUAUGGAAACUGAACCGGGUUUAGAUAAACUGGUUCAUAAUGUUACCGGUUUAAAAGGCGCUUUGAAACCGCUCUUAAAAUGGGCUAUGAAGCAAAUUCCUGAAGAUUUUCAUAAAAGCACUUCUCUUUUUUUAUAUGCUACUGCUGGUGUUAGGAGAUUACCAAAUGAAGAUUCGAAAUGGUUACUUGAUAAUGCGUGGAAUGUUGUUAGGAAAAGUUCCGGUUUUGCUUGUAGGAAAGAUUGGGUUAAGAUUAUUAGUGGGACUGAAGAAGCUUAUUUUGGGUGGAUUGCUUUGAAUUAUGAUAGUGGGAUUUUGGGGGUUAAGCCUAGGAAAGAUACUUAUGGUGCACUUGAUUUAGGUGGGUCGAGUUUGCAAGUUACAUUUGAAAGCGAUCAAGAACGUUUGAAUGGGGAAACUAGUUUGUUUGUUAGGAUUGGUGAUGUUAAUCAUCAUUUAACGGCGUAUUCUUUAGCUGGGUAUGGUCUUAAUGAAGCAUUUGAUAAAUCGGUUGCAUAUGUUUUUAAGAAAGGGAAAGUUGGUUUAGGUGGAGUUGUUAAACAUCCUUGUUUGCAAAAUGGGUUUAAGAAUCAGUAUACGUGUUCUCGGUGUUUGGUUGGUGAGAGAGGGAAUGGAGGGGAGAGUCCGAAAGUUAAUGGGAGCGGGAGUGGGAAUGUUGUUGGUGGUGGUGGGAAAGUAGUGAUGAAGACACCGGUGACUCUUGUAGGUGCGCCAAAUUGGCAAGAGUGUAGCGCGAUUGCUAAGGUGGCUGUUAAUUUGUCGGAAUGGUCUGAUGUUGGUCAGGGUCUUGAUUGUGAAGUGAAUCCUUGUGCUUUGCGAGAGAAUCUUCCUCGCCCAUUGGGUCAUUUUUAUGUGAUUUCGGGGUUUUUUGUGGUGUAUAGGUUUUUCAAUUUGACUUCUGAGGCUACUAUUGAUGAUGUGUUGGAAAAGGGUAGGGAGUUUUGUGAAAAAAAAUGGGACGUGGCUAAGAAAAGUGUUGCUCCACAGCCUUUUAUCGAGCAAUAUUGUUUCAGGGGGCCUUAUGUUGCGUCUUUGCUGAGAGAGGGUUUGCAUAUUACAGAUAGACAUAUAACUGUUGGCUCUGGAAGUAUCACUUGGACGCUUGGGGUGGCUUUGUUGGAAGCUGGGAAGUCUUAUUCGACCAGAUUUGGGCUUCGUGGAUUUGACUUGGUUCAGAUGAAGAUGAAUCCUCUGAUUCUUAUUCCCAUUUUGUUACUUUCUCUUAUUCUUUUAUGUUGCGCUUUAUCAUGUGUCCUCAAAUGGGUGCCAAGAUUUUUCCGGAGGCAAUACCUUCCCCUUUUCAGGCAUAACACCACGUCCAGUUCAUCUGUUCUUAAUAUCCCGUCUCCUUUAUGGUUCAAGAGUUGGAGUCCAAUUAUUUCUGGAGAGUCAAGAACAAAGACACCACUCAGCCCAACUAUCGCAGGUUCACAAGAUAGACCAUUUAGCCUGGGACAUGGUCUUGGUGAUAACAGUGCAGGCAUCCAGAUGAUGGAAUCUUCCUUUUACCCGGCAGCUAGUAGUGUCUCGCACAGUUAUUCCUCUACCAAUUUAGGGCAGAUGCCGUUUGACAGUAGUAAUAUAGGGACCUUCUGGAAGCCCCACAGAAGUCAGAUGCGUCUGCAGAGUAGAAGAUCGCAAUCUCGAGAAGACUUGAAUUCGUCAGUGGCUGAUGCACACAUGGUGAAUGUUUAGGGCCUCAUCUUCUGGACAUUGGCUGAGUUGUUGUCCAAUCAAUUGAAGAUGCAAUUUUUCUGGGCAUUGUACUGUCAUCAGAAAUCAUUGUUAUUCACUAAAGGAUAUUUUUGGGUCCAUACCAUGUGUUAUUUCUCUUUAAUAUUCAUUGCAAAUUAUAAAGGGUUUGUACAUGUCCCGGCAUUUCAGUUUUUGUCGUGGAGAUUGAUCGAGGAGACUGAAGAAGAGCUGGCAAGAAUAUGUUUAAUUCCAAACUAAUUUGCUUCCCUGGAUCUCACUUCUACAUCAAAUUCCUCCACAAGCUUCCUUGCACGAAUGAGCACUCUUGUUCCAUCAUUCCUUACCACUCUCCUGCAACAGCUACUGAUGUUUCCAUGUUCUGCCUCGACUGUACAGGUUUCCGGUGGUCAUAAGCCUUCAAAGCACCCGAGUCCAUUGAGCUUGAGAAGCUCAUCAACCUGCUAAGAUAAAUUAAUUUGUGACUUUGUUCUCAUACCAUUUUUUGGACUAAUAAAUCACCAUUACUUACUAAUUAGAAUCUCCCCUUGUUUCGAAAGUGAAUGAUGGCCGAGAAAAACACUUGGAAAACAUAAACCACUGGGAGAAGUUGUAACAUAAUACUACAAUGCUCACAUCUUAUACAUCUAAUAAUUAUAUUUA
This is a messenger RNA of Medicago truncatula (barrel medic), 3187 nucleotides long. RefSeq names its product probable apyrase 7. Gene Ontology annotation, cellular component: membrane. The coding region runs from base 344 to 2527 and encodes 727 amino acids. The record is from RefSeq and is a predicted model, not a curated record. Gene Ontology annotation, molecular function: nucleoside diphosphate phosphatase activity. NCBI's taxonomy places the organism in Eukaryota, Viridiplantae, Streptophyta, Magnoliopsida, Fabales, Fabaceae. Gene Ontology annotation, biological process: nucleoside diphosphate catabolic process. The transcript has 3 exons.